AUGAAGAUGUCAAAACUCUCCAAUCAGACCAACUCGCAGGACCCCCAGGCGGUGAACUCGAGAGUUUUCGUCGGCAACCUGAACACAUUUCAGUGCUCCAAGACGGAUGUGGAGCGAAUGUUCCAGCGCUACGGACGGUUGGCGGGAAUUUCCAUGCAUAAAGGAUACGCAUUUGUGCAGUUUACGAAUCCAUUCGAUGCGCGGAACGCCUGCCACGGUGAGGAUGGCCGAACGGUGCUGAGUCAAACUUUAGAUGUGAACAUGGUAGCGGAACCGAAACCACAUCAAACCGGUCGGAAACGGCAAAACAAAUCCAAAACUGGAAAUGAUUGGGACUACUACUACGACAGCUACUACGCUUCAACACUAUUCGGACCACUGCAGCAGCAACCGAAUGCACAACCACGGCCCCUGAAGCGUCAGCGACUGAUGGCACCGAGCCGUAUGGGAAUGACACCGAAAAUGAACGGUGCAGGACCCAUCCUUGGACACAGUCACCAGCAGCAACAGCAGCAACAGGUUCUCUCGCAACAACAGCAGCAGGUACAGCAACAACAGCAGCAGGUGCAGCAACAACAGCAGCAGAUGCACCUGGUGGCACACUCUCAGCAACUGCAGCAACAAAUGCAGGCCGUUGCUGCGGCGAGUCCCGUGACCGGGGGAUCUUGCAACCUUGGGAACUACUAUACCACACCGGGCGGCAACAUUGGUUCGAGCAAUGGCGUACCGAUGCAAGUACCGAACGGAUGCAUUGGUUCGAAUGGUUACAUCAACAACAACAACUGUUUGAUGAAUGGAGUGGAACUGAGCGGAUCGGUCGGUGGAGCCAUUGGUGGGUGUAAUAUGUCGAGUUAUACCAACGGGCAGCACGUAGUUGGACCAUUCAAAACGUACAGUAAUCCCGACACACUCAUCUGCGGCAACUGCCGGGAACUGUUCACCGACCUGACCGAGCUGCUGGAUCACAAGCGCAGCUACUGCAAGCUUCGAUUUACCUGCAAGUGUCUCAGUACCUCACCGGUGCAGAAAGUUUAUCCGACUCCGCAGGCUAAGCUGGUGUGCGUGGCGUGUAAGGAUUCGUUCUCCAAUCCCUGGGAUCUAAUGGUGCAUGCACAGGCCGCACACAUGGUAAACAUCUACGAGCUGGGCGAAUGUACGACCGGGGAGGAUGGGAAGACGCCAGCGAUGGGAGGUGACCGCACCACCAACAGUACGCCCACGAUGCCUUGCUCGCCGCCUGCUUUGGAACUUGGCAAACUGAACGGAACGGGAGCGGUCAACAACCCUAUGGGGAAUGGAAUCCACGAGCUCGAUGACGACAAGCAUGAUCAUGCGGAGGAUACUCAAUCGCAGGCGACUCCCAGCUCACCGGAAGCAUGCUUACAGACGGCUUCCUCCAGCGAGGACAUUUCUUCCAUGAACGAUUCACCCGUGAACAACGUCAUCGCGAAGACGGAACCAUCGUCCCUGCUGGGCAACGGGUUUGCGAAUGCUACCGCAAUGGACGCAGGGUUGAAGACGAACGGCCCAGCAAGGGCGUGCAUCAUGACCGCAUUAAGUAUAGACACAAAGCCUAGCCAGGAUCCAACGGUAGCACUGAAAAUGGUAUCAUCCUCGAUGGGCAUAACGCUUACUAACGGCGCGGCAGUAACGGCCGUUACACAGUAA
Molecule: messenger RNA, 1668 nt
Organism: Anopheles marshallii
Lineage: Eukaryota; Metazoa; Arthropoda; Insecta; Diptera; Culicidae
Exons: 9
Coding region: 1-1668 (555 amino acids)
Cellular component (GO): nucleus
Molecular function (GO): RNA binding
Source: RefSeq, a predicted model, not a curated record